AUGAACUCAUCACCUUCCACACAACGAAGAAGGAGAAGUUCCCAACACGAUAAUUCUCCAGAAUACAUAAGUGAAAUAAGGAAACAAAGAGCCAAUAAAUGGCAGCGCAUCAGAGAAUCACGAAUGCAACAGGGUCUUGACCCUGAUAUACCACCAGAAUUACAAUUUCAAAGAAGACCAUUCUUGACAUUGCAUGAUAAUGAACCUGACAACGGUGAGAGCAAACAUGAAUUCUCCAUAUUGACUUAUAAUUGUUUGGCACAAGGUUUAAUUAUGAGAGAUAUGUUCCCUGAGAGUGGGAACGCCUUGAAAUGGACAAGAAGAUCAAAAACAAUGAUUAAUGAAUUGAAAUAUUAUAAUCCAGAUAUUAUGUGUUUGCAAGAAAUUGACUUUAAAUACGUGAAGGAAUUUUGGUCAGUACAAUUUAAAUCGUUGGGUUACUCAUUCAAAUUCUUUAAGAAGGAGAAAAAAAUACAUGGUGUCGUUAUUGCAUGGAGGGAUAGCAUCUUUAAAUUUUAUGAUCAGUGCCAAGUGGAUUUUGAUGAAUUAUUGGCCGGUGACAUCCCGCCACGGACAAAGACAAGAAAUAUUGGAUUAAUAGUAGCAUUACAAUUUUUGGACAAUAAUAACAACAAUCCAUCAAGAGAAUCACAUGGAAUCGUCGUGGCCACAACACAUUUAUUUUGGCAUCCAUUUGGUACUUUUGAAAGAACAAGACAAUGCUAUUUAAUGCUAUCUGAAAUGAAUAAAUUUUUGUCAUUUCUUAAUGAGCAUUCAGGUAUUACAAAUUGGUAUCCCUUCCUUACUGGUGAUUUUAAUUCACAACCAAAGGAUGCACCAUAUAUGUCCAUGACAACAAAACCUAUUCAAUAUCAUGAUGAAAUGCGAACUGUCAUUGAAUGUAGUACAUCUUACACAUACUCCAAAAAGAGAAAUGGUGAUAUGGAUGUAAAUGAAAAGGAACAAUCAGAUUCUGAAGAAGACGAAGAAUUUAUUAAAAAGCAACCGACAGAUCCAAGACCAGCUUUUUUUCAACCUACUAAAGAGCAGGCUGCUUUAGUAAACACUAUUCAACAAUUGCAUAAUUCUUUACCCUUCAGAGCAAUUUCUUUAUAUUCUGUGGGGUAUAGGAACGUACAUCCCGAAAAUUCAUUCAUUAAUAAUACCAGAGGUGAACCUGAAUUUUCCAGCUGGGGUAUUCAUUGGUCUGGAUUAUUGGAUUAUAUAUUUUAUAUCAAGGCAUGGAAUUUAAAGGACAAAAAUGAUGACGUAGAAACGUUGGAAACCUUCGAGAAAACCAACACAUUAAAAAUAUUGGGGUUCUUGAAACUGCCCUUACGGAAAGAGAUGGCUCAUCAUUCACAACCAUACGAGGGGGAAUACCCCAGUGAUCAUUUAGCAUUAAUGUGUAAGUUGCAGCUUACUAAAUAA
Messenger RNA from Naumovozyma castellii, 1431 nucleotides. RefSeq lists its product as uncharacterized. The record is from RefSeq and is a predicted model, not a curated record. Bases 1 to 1431 code for a protein of 476 amino acids. The transcript has a single exon. NCBI's taxonomy places the organism in Eukaryota, Fungi, Ascomycota, Saccharomycetes, Saccharomycetales, Saccharomycetaceae.